UGGUCAAUAGAGGAAGAGAUCACUUCCGCCCUCAGUAACCAUGGCGGCUCCGAGUAAACGACAAAUGCUGCGGUUCAUCUCUCAGUUCGGAGCGUUUAUUCUGACCAGAUUUGGGUUUUGGAACUGCUUCAGCAUGCUUAUGCUGUUUGCCGAGCGGGCCGAUGUGAAAAGGAAGCCGGACAUCCAGGUGCCGCUCUUGUAUGUUGACAUGGCAGCAGCAGUGUUGUGUGCCAGUUUCAUGUCGUUCGGGGUGAAGAGGAGGUGGUUUGCACUCGCCGCCGCGAUCCAGCUGGCUUUCAGCACGUACGCGUCCUACGUAGGUGGCCAUGUCCAUUAUGGAGACUGGUUAAAGGUCAGGAUGUACUCGAGAGCCAUGGCUGUUAUCGGAGCUUUUCUAGUGCUGGCCAGUGGAGCAGGAGAAGUAUACAGGCAGAAACCACGCACACGCUCACUACAGUCCACUGGCCAAGUCUUCUUAGGAAUCUACUUAAUCUGUUUGGUUUACUCCCUCCAGCACAGUCAAGAGGACAGGUCCGCAUACUUGGACCACAUCCCCGGUGGUGAAAUAACCCUCCAGCUCCUGGUCAUUCUCUUCGGCGUGCUUGCUCUCUCCUUCCUCUCGGGGUACUACGUGCGUUUAGCGUCUCAGAUCUUAGCCGUGCUCCUCCCGCUGAUCAUUCUGUUCAUCGACGGCAAUCUCGGCUACUGGCACCGCACACGCCGCGUCGAGUUCUGGAACCAAAUGAAGCUGAUCGGACAUAACAUAGCCAUCUUCGGAGCUGUGCUCAUCCUCGGGACCGAUGGCUAAACACUUAAAACAAACGGUGGACAAAAGCUACAUGCAAACCAUAAAACUGCACUGAAGAGUGGCUCCAAAUAACGUGCUCAAUAAUCGAAAUAGUGCGACAGCUUCAGAGUUCAAUUCAGAUAACAUUUCAGAUGCUAACGCUUUGUGACUGACAUUAUGACUCUGAUGUGUAAUGAGCUGGAGGUGGUUCACUACACUGAAGAGAUGCCACACUAUUUGUACACACCGAUUUCAGAUCACCAUGUUUCCUGCUUCUCAGGGUUGAAUUGGAACAAUUCCGUCAUUAUUCUAGAUAUUGACGAACAAGUUAUUUAUUAGUCCAGAUUUGACCUUGCUGCAUUUUUGCCUGAAGAAAACAAAUUGAUUCUUAAGUGACUGUUUACAAUCAUGUCAGCUUUUUUACUUUUUUUUUAAUUUUAUUUAUGGAGGAUUUUCAACAAGUCUUAAAAACAUUAUUAAUUAGGACUUUGUGAAAAGGCUGUUUUGCUGUAUAUUAUUUUAAAACAGAGUUUUAAAGGUUUUUUUGGUCAGGUGUCUUGAACAAUUCCAAGACUGCUACAUUACUGGCAGCUCAUAGCACUACCUUCUUUCUGAUUAAAUAUCAAUGCAUCGUUGUUUAUUAAACUAUGGAUGUUUCUAUUCAA
Messenger RNA from Silurus meridionalis, 1452 nucleotides. RefSeq names its product transmembrane protein 101 (gene tmem101). NCBI's taxonomy places the organism in Eukaryota, Metazoa, Chordata, Actinopteri, Siluriformes, Siluridae. Gene Ontology annotation, biological process: positive regulation of canonical NF-kappaB signal transduction. The coding region runs from base 41 to 808 and encodes 255 amino acids. The record is from RefSeq and is a predicted model, not a curated record. The transcript is spliced from 4 exons.